Molecule: messenger RNA, 561 nt
Organism: Helobdella robusta
Lineage: Eukaryota; Metazoa; Annelida; Clitellata; Rhynchobdellida; Glossiphoniidae
Exons: 5
Coding region: 1-561 (186 amino acids)
Source: RefSeq, a predicted model, not a curated record
AUGAUGAUGAGGAUUUUCCAGAUAUUUUUAACACUUUCAUUCAGUUUGGUGACCUGUUUGGGGCAAGAAGAAAUUGAAUAUAAAGAGGUUGAGGUGGAAUGGGAAGAGGAGUACAACGGAGAAAAACUUCCAGAGAGUUUCCAGAUCCGUCUUCCGAUAGACGAGAACAAGACCGUCCUGCUGGAUCUGGAGAAGAAGAAGGAUCGGAUGGACGACGUGAUGGUCAUUGUGGCUUCAGAUGGCGAGGACACUGUCUGGAAGCCUAAGGAGGAAGAGAGUUUCAGUCUGUAUAGCGACAAUGAUUAUCACGCUUCCUUCUCUGUCGCUAGGAACAAAUCUAUUCACGGGAGGUUGACCAUUUUUGGAAGUUACAGAAUAGGCAACAGAGAGUACAGUAUCAGGCCUGACGAUUCAGAUUUUGAUAGGAAGGCCCUAGAUUUGAACUCCCUGCAAGAGUUCUUCAUCUCAAUAAGGGGUCACAGGCACUUACUCACGGAAGAUAAACCAGUUGACAGAAGCAAACAUACUGGCAAAGAUUAUAUUUAUGCCGAUGAAUUGUGA